AUGUCGACCGAGCUUUCACUCGAGAGACAGAAGCCUCAAUUAGUGUGUGACCUCUGUCAUUCCCGCAAGGUCCGGUGUGAUCGGCGCGAUCCAUGUGGCAAUUGCCAGGAUGCAGGCAUCUCCUGUAAUCGUCGGCGCGCUGUGAAGCGCAAAUGUCUAAGUAGUCGCCCCCAGGGUAGUCAGACCCGCAGCUCUUCCCACAGUUCCCGGCGAAGAGCGACACCUGAGCCUCAGUUUGGUGGGGGGAACUCGGCGAAUGAAGUCUUACCAGUCGUUCGCUCUGUCCCAAGUCGUCAUCUCAACGAUCCACGUGGGCACAAAACGGGGGUUGUAUAUGAUCCGGUCUACGAUGCGCAAAUAACGAUUCAACAUCAACUAUACCAUCUCCCGGGUCUCAGUCUAGACCGACGCAGCGUGCUCGAAACAGCUUUAUCGGUCAUAAAAGUACUGUCUGACAAUUCAAGAGCACUGGUACAAGACAAUCUUAACGAUCAUCAAGAGGAAGUUUACUCCCGAAGCCCGUCUAUUGAAUUCCUUACCUGGAUGUUGAAAGAUAUCCGGUCCAACAGAUUUGGGACUUUCGUUGUGGAUUAUCACAGACAUAUAUCAAUCCCAAAAUUGAAGCAGAUGGGACUUUCACUUCUUCGCAACAAAAUACCGACUCGCGAAUCCAUCAUCUACACCGUUUGCGUCAAUUCUGUUGCCUACAAGUUUAUCUCCACGGUUGUAAAUCUUGAAGAAGACGCCGACCUUGCCCUCGAGCUGAGGAAGAAUGCCAAAGAGUAUCGGGCAUCAGCUCAGGCCGCAUUAAAGCAGAUACCAUUGCUAAUAGCACCUUCUCUUGCGCUAUUACAGGCUAUCAUAUGUGGUAUAUUUCUCCACCAAGGGUCUGGAGACAUCGAUAUAAGUGGGGAGCUCACCAAGGCUGCCUGUAACACCUGCAUUGACUUGGAUCUUCGAACAAAAGUCUUAUGUGGAACUGCCAGCGAGGAAGAGCUUUUCUGUUUCCUUUGGUGCUACAUUUUGGACCGAAACCAUGCAUUCAAAUCACGAACUUCACGCUGCCUCCUCGAUGUUCAGCUACCCUCCACUUUCAACGAUCUUUAUCCAACUUACCCUCCGAUGGCCGAACAUUUCUUGAUUUAUCUGGAUCUGGCUCGGGUGCAAGAUGCGGUGGUUUCAUAUCUACCCCAUACCUCAUUGAAUCACCACAAUCCCUCCGUGCUAUAUGAUACUGGAGAAUACAUGCUGCUGCAGAUGCAAUAUAUCGAGCAAAGAAUGAACAACAUGGCAUUAUUAUCAUCUGAAUGGAAGGGACUCGACUUCCAACCCGAAAUGUCCGCCCUGAAAUUCGCCUAUCAAUCAGUCAUGACCGGAAUGCUCUACCUCCUCCAAUCCGAUCCUGGCCAACCAACCCGUUCAACAGGGAGCUAUCUUCAAUCAGCGCGCGAGGAACUUUUAGCACUUGUAUCCAUGUGUCACACGGCGGAGAAGCAAACCGCUGUCAACUUUUUGAACUGGACAAUUCUACUCUAUCCAGCGACAGCAUACCUUGUCCUAUUCUGCAACGUCGUCGCGACAUCCGACAUCGGCGAUUUCAACCUCAUGAAAGCUAUCGCUGAAUGCCUCACUCAAACUGGUAUCAGCUACCCGCUUGUUCAAUUACGAACACUGUACCAGAAAUUCCUGGGGAUUUCUCAGGAGUUUUUCAACGAUGAGCGCAAUGCGCUUCAGAUGAUCCCUUCGCCUCGGUUGGGAAGUCCGCUGUCUAACCCGGUUGGAAACCCGUUUGCGAUUACGUGGGGUGCAGAUGAUUUGGUUUUCAACCAGUUCAUUUUCACUGGUGCGGAAAACUUCUCUGGUAUGCUGAAUAUGCCAGAUAUUGAUCCAUCUCUGCCGUAUAGUUUUGAUUGA
Molecule: messenger RNA, 1914 nt
Organism: Penicillium verrucosum
Lineage: Eukaryota; Fungi; Ascomycota; Eurotiomycetes; Eurotiales; Aspergillaceae
Exons: 7
Coding region: 1-1914 (637 amino acids)
Biological process (GO): regulation of DNA-templated transcription
Molecular function (GO): zinc ion binding; DNA-binding transcription factor activity, RNA polymerase II-specific
Source: RefSeq, a predicted model, not a curated record